Messenger RNA from Mangifera indica (mango), 2979 nucleotides. Its product is annotated as protein SMAX1-LIKE 3-like. The record is from RefSeq and is a predicted model, not a curated record. Lineage: Eukaryota; Viridiplantae; Streptophyta; Magnoliopsida; Sapindales; Anacardiaceae. The transcript has 3 exons. Bases 195 to 2666 code for a protein of 823 amino acids.
ACCCAUCAAAUUUUUCUUCAAUUCCUCUCUUAACAAGAAAAGCACAAUCUCCACUUACAUAAAUCUCUCUUCACCCUUCACUCUUCACUCUUCAUCCUCACCAACUGAUUCACCUUUCUUCAAAUGAAACCCUCCCACUCAGCCUUCUGAGUUUUUUUUUUUUCAACCAAGAAAAGAAAUAGUUCUCUUCAAUCAUGAGAGCAGGGCUUUGUGCUGUGCCUCAGGCUCUUACAGCUGAGGCUGCUGGCAUUGUGAAGCAAGCUGUGAGUCUUGCCAGGCGGCGAGGCCACGCCCAAGUCACGCCUCUUCAUGUUGCGAGCGCCAUGCUUGCUUCUCCUGCCGGUCUUCUUCGAAGAGCGUGUUUACAAUCGCAUUCUCACCCUCUUCAGUGUAAGGCGUUAGAGCUUUGCUUUAAUGUUGCACUCAAUCGCCUUCCGGCCUCGACUUCAAGCCCUCUUCUCGGCCCUCACUCUCCCCGCCCUUCCCUUUCCAACGCCCUCGUCGCCGCUUUCAAGCGCGCACAAGCUCACCAACGCCGUGGCUCUAUUGAAAACCAGCAACAACCCAUCUUAGCUUUGAAAAUUGAGAUAGAACAGCUCAUUAUCUCCAUCUUAGACGACCCAAGUGUCAGUAGAGUCAUGAGAGAAGCUGGUUUUUCCAGUAGUCAAGUCAAAACCAAGGUAGAAGAAGAUGUUUCUUUGGAUAUUUGUUCUCAAAGUCCACCUGCCAGUAGCCUGCAGCCUAAAGAUAACACAAAACUUCCUCAAAUCCUUGGUCCUAGCUCGUCUCAAUCCUUAUCCUUUUCUCAGUUUGGAGUCAUGAAACCCAUCAAAACUCUUCACGAUGAAGCUAGAAACGAUGAUGUUAUGAGUGUUUUGUGUACAUUAGUUAACAAAAGAAGAAACACAGUGAUUGUGGGGACUUGUUUAGCCAGUAGUGAGGGAAUAAUUAGAGGGGUAGUGGAGAAAUUUGAGAGAGGACAGGUUCCUGGUGAUUUGAGAUAUGCACAGUUUAUUAGUCUUCCACUUUUCUCUUUUAGAAAUUCCUCUAAGGAAGAGGUGGAACAGAAGCUGGUGGAGCUUAGGUGUCAUGUGAAAAGUUACAUAGGUAGAGGGGUGGUUUUGUAUUUGGGUGAUCUCAAAUGGGUGGCUGAGUUUUGGUCAACUUAUGGUGAACAAAGAAGAAACUACUAUUCUUCUGUGGAGUUCGUAAUCAUGGAGCUUAAAAGAUUGGUGUGUGAGACCAGAGAAAGUGAAAGAGUUUGGCUUUUGGGGAUCGCAACUUUUCAGACUUACAUGAGAUGCAAAACAGGCCAUCCUUCUCUUGAAACCAUGUGGGAAUUUCAUCCCUUAACUAUUCCUGGUGGAAGCUUGAGUUUAAGUCUCAAUCUUGAAAGUGAUUCUCCAAGAACAAAGGCACAGAGAGAUGGCUUUGCUUGGCCACUCUUUGAAGGUGGUGUUGAUAAUCAUUUUUAUUCCAGUUGCUCACCCAGUUUCAACAGGGAAUCUCAAAAGAAAGACUCCAACAACGCCAUCACUGUCGCCGCUAACUCAACUUUGCCUUCAUGGCUCCGGCAAUACAAGGAAGAAAGCCGAAAAAACGCCAUUAACGAUCAGGAAUGUGUUAAUAGUCCAGUCCAGAAACGUAACAAGUACCCAGAGAAAGUCCUUGAUUUUUCUUCCUCAUCGCCUUCCUCCGUUUCAAUUUCUUCGUGGCCACUCAUUUCCGAGCCCAAACGGGUGCCGAAAGAGCACCAGUUCUGGGUAUCAGAAGCCUGUGAAGAAGGCUGCGAAAGCAGCUUGAGAAACCACCCAAAACCAGACCUUUUAUCCAAUCCUAACUCCAGCCCAAACUCGGCUUCUUCAAGUGAGCUUGUAGUAGAGGAAGAUAAUGAUGGCCUCAACAGGUUCAAGGCUCUUAACGACGAGAACUUGAAGAUCCUUUGUGACGCCCUGGAGAGAAAAGUUCCAUGGCAGAAAGAAAUAGUUCAAGAAAUCGCAACUACCAUUCUUCAAUGCAGGUCGAAACAAAACAACUCGAAAGAGUGUUGCAGAGACGGUAAAGAAGAAACUUGGUUGUUGUUUUCAGGAGCUGAUUCUCAGGCCAAAGAAAGGCUCUCCAGGGAGAUUGCUAAAAUUGUUUUUGGCUCUCAAAACAAUUUCACUUCAAUCGGGCUGAGCAAUUUCUCAACUUCCAGGACUCAAAACAAAAGGGCAAGAGAUGAAAUGGGGUGCACCUAUUUGGAGAGAUUUGGAUUGGCAUUAAACGAGAAUCCUCAUCGUGUGUUCUUCAUGGAGGAUAUUGAACAAGUUGAUAAUUUCUCUCAAAAGGGUCUCAAGCAAGCCAUUGAAACCGGAAACAUAACUCUUCCUGGUGGUGAAAUCUUUCCACUGAAAGACUCCAUCAUCGUUUUCAGUUGCGAUAGCUUGAAGAUCAUGAGUCCAUUUCCAAAAGCAAGUUCUUCUCCAAGUAAAAAGCCAAAGGAUGAUCACUAUGAGGAUAGUGAGAAUAACAACUUGAAGGAGAAAAGCUCAACUGUCUCGCUAGAUUUAAACAUUGCCAUUAACGUUGAAGAUCAAGAUCACAAUGAUGAAGUUUGUGACAUAGUUAGUCUUCUAGAGUCUCUGGAUAGGCAAAUCAUCUUCAAAAUUCAAGAAUUGUCAUAAAGAGCACGAGUUUGUGACAUGUAGUUCAUUAUUUUACUUGUUUUUUUUUUCCUUUUUUUCGUGGGGAUUUUUUUGUUUUUGGGUUGUAGAUCACUAUAUGUGUGUGGAGAAGGGGGGGUAAAGAGUUAAUGCAAAACUAACAGGGGCCGGAAAAAAUUGGUAUACUUAGAGAAAAAAAAAAUGCAUGAUUCAGGGUGGGGGGUUACAGUUAAUUUAACUGUUCAGUAAUGUGUAUAUUUUAAUUAGUGUAAUCUUUUUAUCUCAAUGUUGCUUUUGUAAUAUUAAGUAAUAUUAGUUCUGUACUUCUGUUUAU